This is a messenger RNA of Pterocles gutturalis (yellow-throated sandgrouse), 621 nucleotides long. RefSeq names its product melanocortin 2 receptor accessory protein 2 (gene MRAP2). Gene Ontology annotation, biological process: regulation of adenylate cyclase-activating G protein-coupled receptor signaling pathway; protein localization to plasma membrane. The coding region runs from base 1 to 621 and encodes 206 amino acids. Lineage: Eukaryota; Metazoa; Chordata; Aves; Pterocliformes; Pteroclidae. Gene Ontology annotation, molecular function: signaling receptor regulator activity; type 5 melanocortin receptor binding; corticotropin hormone receptor binding. Gene Ontology annotation, cellular component: plasma membrane; endoplasmic reticulum. The record is from RefSeq and is a predicted model, not a curated record. The transcript is spliced from 3 exons.
AUGUCUGCCAUGAGGCUGAUUUCUAACAGAACCUCCCAGCAGGCCCUGUCUAACUCUGAUUACACCUGGGAGUACGAGUACUAUGAGUAUGGACCAGUGUCGUUCGAAGGCCUGAAGGCUCAUAAAUAUUCCAUUGUGAUUGGAUUUUGGGUUGGUCUUGCAGUUUUUGUCAUCUUCAUGUUUUUUGUCCUGACCCUGCUGACGAAGACAGGAGGACCACAUCAAGACAAUGCAGAACCUUCGGAAAGAAGAUUUCGCAUGAAUAGCUUUGUGGCAGAUUUUGGAAGGCCUCUGGAGUCGGAGAAGGUCUUUUCUCAUCAAAUAGCUGAAGAAUCCCGGUCACUUUUCCAUUUCUGUAUUAAUGAAGUGGAACAUUUGGACAAAGCAAGACAAAGUCAGAAAGGUCCGGAUCUGGAGAGUAGUAUUCACUUCAAGGAAGGUCCCAGGAGCAGUGGGAUGUUUGAGGAGGACCUAAAUUGCCUUACAAAAUUUAACAUUCCUAACUUUGUGAACACUGAACAGAACUCUUCACUAGGUGAGGAUGAUCUCCUCAUCUCAGAGCCACCAAUCAUUUUAGAAAGCAAAUCAGUCAUGCAAUCUUCCCAUCGGAUCCUUGAUUGA